GGCACGUCCCGGGUACCCCCUCCGCAGUGGUACGGCCCACUCCACCAAGGUAAACUGGGUAGGCACUCAGUGACGGGGUAUCCUGUUGUUCCCGUGUUUGCCCAGGUUCCGCCCUGCAGUCCACCCUUCAACAAGCAUCACACGGAUGUGUGUUUGGUCCGGCCGGCCAGUGGACCUCUCCGCUAGUAGCUGUAUACAGCCAUCCAUGUAGAACCCAGUCUAUCUGGGGAACGUGCCAACGCACCGGAUCUCAUAAGAAAGAGAUACCCUGACCGCGACCAGGUCUCUGAGGCAUCCAGCGGAAGCUGUCUGACAUUUGAAGGGAGAGAGAGGGUCGCCAUGGGUUACCCGAGGAUCACCCUGUUGCUGUUGGUUGCAGCAGCCAAAGCUGUGACCGCCUGCCCUAGCGGCUGCACCUGUGACGAAGUCACUGUCAUCUGUAACGAAAAAGGCCUGACGAAGGUCCCCACCGGAAUACCGUCAGCCACCACCUACCUGAACUUGGGCAACAACAGAAUCAAGAAGAUCGAAGCGUCGGACUUCCGAAACCUGAAUAACCUCCAGCACCUGUACCUGGACUCGAAUGACAUCACUCAGAUUGACCCCGAGGCAUUCCGCGGCCUGUCCAGGCUGACCACCUUACAGCUGAUGAACAACGGCCUCAUCACGGUGUCCCAGCGCCUGUUUGACCACACGCCCUCGCUCCGAACGGUGUCGCUAAAGGGCAACCCCUGGAGCUGUGACUGCCGCAUACGCUGGCUGUGGGAGUGGGUGUACUCGCGACAGGACCCGGACGCACCCGAGAUGCCGCAGUGCGACUAUCCGUACGACCUGGACGGAUUUUACUGGGACCAGCUGACUGCCGACAACUUCACGUGCGACGGAACCGAAGUCGACCCUUCCGACAACGGAGGAACAGACAAGGACAGCUCCUCCGGUACCUUUCCCUUUCUGUUGCCGGUCAUCCUCGGCUCGUGUCUCGGCUUUGCCGUGCUGAUGAUCCUCACCCUUGUCCUUGUGAUCUGCUUGAGGAAAAAGCGCGCUCCCACCCCGCCUGAGCAGAGAAAUGAUUUGACUAUCGCCAACAAGCAUGCUGGGGACAGUCCGGUCAAAAAGGUCCAUGCGAACGGUAAAGUCAAGGGUGGGAAGCACAAGGACAAGAAGAAGGAUAAGGAGAUAAGGAAAUCUUCGGAGGAGUUACACGUGACCACGAGGUCACUCGAUAGCAACGAGGAGACGGUGUCCGGCAAGUCUCCGAGAGACAAAGACUCUGCUCUGAACGGCGAGGGGCCGCCGUCACACUACAACCAGCAAAACUACUGCGGGCGUCCGGACUGUAAGAUCUGGUUCACUGAGCACGUCCACCUAGACGAAGGCGAAGGGACAACGCAGCAGCAGCAACCUGCCGAACAGAAGCAGCGCGUGAGCCCGCGGCCAAAGAGUGAGGCGUACUACGUGAACCUCAAACCCGCGUCACCCUCGGAGCCAUUCCUUCCCAUGACGGACGCCGACGUCACGGUUGCCGGCGACGACGCCAUGCCGAUGAAGAGACUCGACGUGAAGAACCUUCACUUCCCCACCUUGAACUACUACCCUCCGACCAAUAACGGCGUUCCACAGGACAAAACGGUGAACCCCGGGUCGCACGCCGCGGGCCCCGAGGGGCACGCCUACCAACCGCUUCUAAAAGCGGGGGGAAAUCCCGACUACCAGCAUCUCGUAAGAGAGCAGGCCAGAAGACAGAACAUGAGCAGAAUGAAGCAGGCUCCCCGCGUCGACGUCCGGAAAGUGGACUCCGGCUUGCGGGGCGACCCGUACCAAGGCCACUACCAGCAAGGCGCGCGGCCGAAGGAUGCUGGGAGAGGGUACGAGCAGCUGCAGAGUAGCAUGAACAGUGGGUACUCCAGCAGAGGCAGUAUGGAUAGAUUGGGGGGCAUCAAUGUACAGACGACUUUAUAAAUACUAAGGACCCCUUUCCGCUAGACAAGCCCCCUUUCGCUAGACGGCAAUUGCUGAGUGACCAUUGAGCAACAAAAAUUGAAUUUGUGUUACCCUUGAUUCCAUAUGGAAUUUUCUCCAAAAUCUAAGUAUGAUUCCAUGUGGAAUUUUCUCCAAAAUAUAAGUAUGAUUUCAAAGAUACAUGAAUAAAGAGACUCUUUUUACACA
This is a messenger RNA of Branchiostoma floridae (Florida lancelet), 2166 nucleotides long. RefSeq lists its product as uncharacterized. Lineage: Eukaryota; Metazoa; Chordata; Leptocardii; Amphioxiformes; Branchiostomatidae. The transcript is spliced from 2 exons. Gene Ontology annotation, molecular function: protein binding. Bases 340 to 1959 code for a protein of 539 amino acids. The record is from RefSeq and is a predicted model, not a curated record. Gene Ontology annotation, cellular component: plasma membrane.